Molecule: messenger RNA, 981 nt
Organism: Dibothriocephalus latus
Lineage: Eukaryota; Metazoa; Platyhelminthes; Cestoda; Diphyllobothriidea; Diphyllobothriidae
Source: the annotation of a GenBank genome assembly
GCUUCUGUGAAUUACAGCACGAAAAAGGGGAUUGCAGUGCUACAACUUAACAACAAAAAUUCUAAAGUCAUAACCUUGACGGCAGCGCUCUCCAAUGAACUGAACCAAGCUUUUCAAAAAAUGCAAGAUGACCCCUCCGUGAAAGCUGGUGUCAUUAUAUCUGCCAAACCAGAUUGCUUUCUUGCUGGAGCGGAUAUCUCUAUGCUCGCUGCCUGCGAAUCUGAAGCGGAAGUCACAAAUUUGUCGACGGGAGCCCAGAAGCAACUGGCUGAUUUUGAGGCAGGGCCAAAACCACUUGUCGCUGCAAUUAUGGGUACCUGCCUUGGAGGUGGGUUGGAGCUGGCGCUCGCAUGCCAGUAUCGCAUUGCAGUUAACGACAAAAAAACUGCACUGGGUUUCCCAGAAGUCAAACUGGGACUCUUACCGGGAGCUGGUGGCACACAACGUGUUCUCUCAUCGGUGCUUGCUGUUGAUCAAGCAUUAAAACUCGUACUCACCGGCUCGACUCUAAAUGCGACAAGGGCGAAGAAAGCCGGCCUUGUGCACGAGGUAAUCCAACCACUUGGCCCAGGUAUUCAGUCAGCCUCUGACAAUACUUUGGCUUACCUUGAAGCCAUCGCCGUCGAUAAGGCUUGUGAGUUGGCUGACGGAAAACUUACUCCAUCCAAACCAACUCUAUCUUUGGUCCAAAAAGUUAUGCGCUAUUUCGUAGGCACCGCCUACGGACGUGGUGUCUUCUUCGACCGAGCCAAGAAGCAAGUCAUGGCCCAGACUAAGGGCCUCUACCCUGCUCCGCUCAGGAUAAUUGAGGUAAUGAAGACGUCUAUGGCUAAGGGUUCCGCGGUGGGUUAUCGGGAAGAGGCCAAGGCAUUCGGUCAGCUUGCAAUGACCUCAGAAUCCAAGGCUCUCUUUGGUCUCUUCUUUGGACACACCGAAUGCAAGCGCCGUCGAUUCCCAGCUCCAGUGAAGCCUGUAAAGUAA